GUUGAAGCGGUUUUACGACGGCGCAUUGUGACGGGCCCCGACCGCCUCUGAUAACGCACAUAUCGCGACAAUGACGUGUCGAUCGCUUUCAACUUGUUGUUUGUUUUUCAUCGUAAAUAAUUGACGCGGCGCUAUCGCGACAAAGGCGGUGAACGCAGUAGAAUCUUCUUCGCUGUCGCAAAGUCAUAAAACUUGGUUGGAAAUCAAUGCAAACAAUAAUAAAGAAAAAAGUGUGCCAAUAAGUCGGAAGCGUUUUGAGCAAAGAAAGCAUUGUGUGUACAUAAACACGAAGUGAAAUCAGUGAGAAACGAGCGUGUUGUGGUAAAUCCACAUUCCCAUGAGGAGCACUUACAUAUACAUACAUGAACAUAUUUUCAAAUGAAUGUGAGUAAUAAGUAUGAAAGACUUGUCUUAUGAAACGGUUUCGCACAUUCUCAUUUGCACAUGGCAAAUGUGGAAAUACGAAAGGGCUUAUCAACUAAUGUGCACAGUGCUAAAGUUGCUCGCCGCCAACACUCAAUUCAAUUGCAUGCAUAUUAAACGGGAAAAGCAAACAAGAAAUCAUAAAAAUUAACAUUUUAAUAACUAAAGACAUACAUACAUGUGCAAUUAUAAAACGCCAAUAAAAUAUUCGUAAACAUUGCAAAUAUAGUGCUUACAUACAUACAUAUUUAUUACAAGCAGAGAAGUUCAGCAAAAACACGUUUUGAUUCCAGCUUGUUGUGCAGCGGGAAAAUUUCCAACAAAAGUUCGUAUGCGCGAAGCGAAAUACUCGUACAUGGAAAAGUAACCAAUCGGUCAAUUUAAAUAGCACCGAGUAAAUAGAAAUUUCCUACCGGAAAUGCCAGAAGCAUAAACAAAAUGAAACUGUUGUUGAAAGUGAAUUCAGAAAGAGCUCGCCAACGCUACGGCGGCUCCUCCCCUGCAGCGCCCACCGCGGCCGCCAACACGAGACGCAUCAACCAAAAUAAGACAAAUGUUAACACCUCAGUCUUCCAAAAGCUUUCCACAUCCUCUAAACUACUGUUGUUGCUCAUUGUUGUGGUUAUAAUUGUGGCUGUAGUGAUUAUUUACAUUGAAAUACAGCAAGGAAAGAAACAGCCACCAGGGCCCAUAGUGUUUGGCAAUACCUAUGAGCAUGGCACAUUUCCGAAUUUAGGAAACGGACAUCUGGUGAUAGAUCGCGAUCAAUGGGGCGCCUCGGAGUUGUCGAAAACCCUUACAAUACCACUAAAACAUCCGAUACCAUAUGCCAUCAUCACGCACAUUGGCGUCCAGUCGAAGCCUUGCGAAACCGUUUACAAAUGCUCAAUUAAAAUGCGUACGAUACAAGAUUCGGCGAUUGCGGAAAAAAACCUACCCGACAUACAGGCGAACUUUUAUGUUGGCGACGACGGCAAUAUUUAUGUGGGACGUGGCUGGGACUACGCAAACACUUAUGCGAAUGACACCUUGGCUGUUACCUUUAUGGGCGAUUACGGACGAUACGAGCCGAGUGCAAAACAAUUAGACGCGGCCAAAUAUCUUCUAUCGUAUGCUGUUGCCAAUAAAUACCUUGACGUAGGCUACAGGUUGGUGGCGCAAAAUCAGACGAAGGCCUCAAAGAGUCCUGGUGCCAAUGUUUACCGUUACAUUAAAAAAUGGCCACACUUUUAUCCAUGUGGUAUUGGAGACAAUAAGAGGUGCGGCGAUGAACUGCACAUGCCGGAUGUUUGGGAUGGAAAAAUGUAAACACUAUAUUGACAACUCUACGUCUAAGUAAAUAGUCUAAGUAAUAGCCAUAAUCUAUAUGUAGGGGAUAGUUGUAGUUAUAUAUAACAUAUAUUUGUAUAUAAAAUGUGAUUGGUUUUUAUGAAACGUUUUCACGCAAUGAUAUUAUUUUCAGUUAUUUGUUGUUUAUCACACAUCGACAUACCUAUGGUACCCUCAUUGCAGCGUACAAAGCGAUCUUUAUGCCUCUUAGCAUACAUUUUUUAUUGUAUAUAAUAAUUAUACAAAUGUUAGCAUUAAGUUGAAUACAAUGUUUGUAAACAAGUUGAAAUAAUAAAUGUCUUUAAAUAAGGUA
Zeugodacus cucurbitae (melon fly) is the source of this 2065-nucleotide messenger RNA. It is a transcript of the gene PGRP-LA, whose product is annotated as peptidoglycan-recognition protein LA. The transcript is spliced from 6 exons. The coding region runs from base 862 to 1731 and encodes 289 amino acids. Lineage: Eukaryota; Metazoa; Arthropoda; Insecta; Diptera; Tephritidae. Gene Ontology annotation, molecular function: zinc ion binding; N-acetylmuramoyl-L-alanine amidase activity. Gene Ontology annotation, biological process: peptidoglycan catabolic process. The record is from RefSeq and is a predicted model, not a curated record.